Molecule: messenger RNA, 988 nt
Organism: Chinchilla lanigera (long-tailed chinchilla)
Lineage: Eukaryota; Metazoa; Chordata; Mammalia; Rodentia; Chinchillidae
Gene: Tssk2
Product: testis-specific serine kinase 2
Biological process (GO): cellular response to glucose starvation; intracellular signal transduction; protein phosphorylation
Molecular function (GO): protein serine/threonine kinase activity; ATP binding
Source: RefSeq, a predicted model, not a curated record
AUGGACAAUGCUGCAGUCAUAAGGAGGAAGGGUUACUUCAUGGGAAUCAAUCUGGACAAAUGCUUCCACACAAAAGUCAAGUCUGCCUACACGGAGGACCUGAAGUUCAGUGUGGUGGUCAAGAUCAUUCACUGAAAGAAGAUACUCACCGGUUUUGUAAUGAUUCUUCCAUAGGAGAUGGAUCUGGCAACCAUCCACCACUGGGCCAUCAUCAAGACCUAUGAGAUUUUUGAAACCUCUAAUGUACACAUUGACAUUGUCAUGGAGCUCAGCACCCUGGGCAGCCUCCUCAAGGUCACGAAGUGCCAGGGAACACAUGACCAUGUGCCGCACAAGUUGUUCUUCUGGCUCUCUUCGGCCUUCAGAUACUGCCGCGAUGUGGAUGUCAUCUAUAGAGACCUCAAGUGCAAGAAUCUUUUCUUUGACAAGGACUUCAACACCAAGCUAUCCAACUUAGGCUGACCCAAGUGCUGCCUUUUGGAAGGGAGCCGGCACACUGUCCUCAGUGAGAGCUACUGUAGGUCAGCAGCAUAUGCGGUCCCUGAUGUGUUGCAAGUCAUCUCAUACCAGCCUGGGGUGUAUGACACCUGGAGCUUGGGUGUGAUCCUCUGCAUCUUGGUGGGCCUGAUGCCCUAUGAUGACUCCAACAUCAAAAAGAUGCUGUGCGUGAUGCAGAAGGAGCACUGCAUUAACUUCUCCCACUGCCCCAAAUACCUCUCCGGUGAGUGCAAGGAUGUCAUCAAUGGCGUCUUGCAGCCAGAUGUCAACUGGCAGCAGCACAGUAAAUCUUCAGUUACUCAUGGCUGCAGCCUCCCAAACUCUAACCCAUAUGGGUCUUCUGAUUCUCUCAAGAGGAAGAGAGAAGGCAACUACUGGGCCUAGUGCAAAUGUAAUACCUGGUCAGGCUCAAGGCCUGACAACUGGCCUGUCCACAAGCUGGGGGCCAAACCCCAGCAUCAGCUGCCCGAGAACAAAGGAUAGAAGCCAG